Fusarium verticillioides 7600 is the source of this 881-nucleotide messenger RNA. RefSeq lists its product as hypothetical. The transcript is spliced from 5 exons. Lineage: Eukaryota; Fungi; Ascomycota; Sordariomycetes; Hypocreales; Nectriaceae. The record is from RefSeq and is a predicted model, not a curated record. Bases 1 to 873 code for a protein of 290 amino acids.
AUGUUUACUUCUACUCUUCUUCUCACUCUCGUCGCUUCUGCGAGUGCUCACAUUGCUUCUUGGAACAAGGGCAUGUACUGCAAAGGCGGCAAUGACUCUUCUGUUGACAAUGCCAACACCAACCUCGCCGUGAACCCUCUCUACGAUCUCCCCAAGUCCAAAUGGUGGAUGCAAGCCGACCGCGGGUGCGAUGCCGUGCCUCCUCCUAAAGGCGAGUUCCUCGAGCUUCCAGCCGGUAAAUCCUUCAUGACGGAACUCGCCAACAACCGUGCCUUCACGACACUCUCUUACAAGGGAGAGUUGACUACAGAAUGGCAAGAUGGCAAGAACCGCUCUAUGCCGUGGAGAGGUCCUGAAGAUGGCUGUCUCAUGGACGGUGGUGAUGGCUCGGGUGGAGAGUUGCACACCAAGAACAUUGAGUCAACUGGUGGAACAGCCUGGGCCAUCUCGUACGAGAGCGAUAUCAGCAAGGUCACCAUGGAUAACCUUGUUGUUUUCUCUAUACGAUACUAUUCUCCUUUCUUUCGCGAGACUUGGUACGACGUCCCAGCCGAUAUGCCUGCAUGCCCUGAAGAAGGCUGCUACUGCGCGUGGCUUUGGAUCCCCGAUGGCUGUGGCCAGCCAAACAUGUACAUGCAGAACCAUCGCUGCAAAGUCACUGGAAGUACUUCCACCAAGAAGCUCGGCAAGCCUAAGCCUCCUGUCUACUGCCGUGACAACCCUACCAAGUGUGUCCCUGGACCCAAGCAGAUGAUGGCAUGGAACCAGGCUGAAGGCAACAACGUCAACCCCCCAAAUGGCAAGACUCCUACUUACAACCAGCGAAUGGGUUUCACGGAUGGCGCUCAGGAUGAUAUCUUUGUCGAUACAUAGAUUGGAAG